Molecule: messenger RNA, 1354 nt
Organism: Patiria miniata (bat star)
Lineage: Eukaryota; Metazoa; Echinodermata; Asteroidea; Valvatida; Asterinidae
Product: peptidyl-prolyl cis-trans isomerase FKBP1A-like
Exons: 5
Coding region: 139-465 (108 amino acids)
Molecular function (GO): peptidyl-prolyl cis-trans isomerase activity
Source: RefSeq, a predicted model, not a curated record
UGCUGACUAAAACGCCUUAAUUGCAUGCAUUUACUGCAUCGUCGUCUGGCAGCACGUCUUCUGGCAACAGACGAUCGAGGUCGCGACUUCCGUAGGCAAAAAUCGUGAAGAUUUCUUGCUAAUAAUACCGUUUUCAGAAUGGGUGUGGAAGUUGAAACUAUUACACCAGGAGAUGGGAAAAACUUUCCCAAGAAAGGUCAAACCGUGAAGGUGCAUUAUACUGGAACCUUAACAAAUGGUAAAAAAUUUGAUUCGUCUCGGGAUCGCGGUAAGCUGUUCGAGUUCAAAAUUGGACAGGGACAGGUCAUCAGAGGCUGGGACGAAGGAGUAGCCCAGAUGAGUGUUGGACAGCGAGCCAAGUUGACCUGUUCACCAGACUAUGCCUACGGUGCUGCCGGUCACCCUGGAGUUAUUCCACCUAAUUCGACGCUGAUCUUCGACGUUGAGCUGGUGAGCAUCGGUUAACAUGUCGGCUGCAGUCAGUCACACACCCUCUCCUUGGAGUCUCAUGAAUUUUGAAUAGUGACAAUUUAGGUUUAGUGUAUUAGUAGAUAGUGUACUCAAUGUAGCAGGAACACCCUGCUAGAAACACGGUUGUGAGCCGAGUCCACUAGAUUCAGAUUUUGAAAACGAUAGAGGGCGCUACCGCACUUUCUGGCACACUAAGAUUUUGCAAGGACUGAAAAAGAAAAUGUUGUGUUUCUGGUAAUGCUGCCAAAAAAACAGAAGGGUUGCAGGUAGCGUGUUUUUGUGUGGGUUUUUUGUACACAUGUACAUAUGUUCACAACACAUGUGAUCCAUCAAUACAAUAUCCUAAAGUCUGACUUUUUAAGAAUGAAGAUAUUUUCAUUUCUAGAUUCUGCAGAACAGCUCUUCUAAUGAUAUAUCAUUUUGAGGUACUGAGUUCAGUUACGGAAAUAUAGACUGCCAUCUUGAAUUGAAAUUAAAUUGAAUUGAAUUUAAAAAAAGAGAAAUGUAAAUCUUAUAUUUUUGAGAAAAUAGCAUUUAAAAUCCCAUUGAUGUUUUACACGGUGAAUACCGGGAGUCCACUUCAAAAAUUGGAUGCAAAUAGGUUUUUAAAGAUGAUAGAACAAAAACAAUUUUUAAAGGUAAACAAGACUGACAGAUUUAGGUUCCCCUUAAAAAAGAAAAAAAGUCUACCGCCCUUCAAAGUUUGGCGUUGCCCCACAUUUCUUUUUGCAGUAUGACCGUCUUACAAGCAACAAAAACACUGCAUAAGAACGGUCCCUUCUGAAGUGUACCAAUAUGUAGCGCCCUCUAUGGUUUUGGAUCUUAGUCAUGUUUAAGAAUCUAUGUAUUUCUGUAGAUUGUCUCUUGUCAACAUUCACCCAAA